Molecule: messenger RNA, 4587 nt
Organism: Trichoplusia ni (cabbage looper)
Lineage: Eukaryota; Metazoa; Arthropoda; Insecta; Lepidoptera; Noctuidae
Product: nose resistant to fluoxetine protein 6-like
Exons: 13
Coding region: 1212-3506 (764 amino acids)
Source: RefSeq, a predicted model, not a curated record
UGGUUGCUUGACCGACUCAAGGCAGUACAAUACAUUUAUUGUAUCCUAAACAUUCGGCCACCAGAUGUGCAUCUGUUACAUACAAUAUUAAAUCUAACCACGUUUUGGCAGUAAGCCACGAUGGUGCCAUGGAUUAGCUUCUCUUUUCCGGGAAAAAUGCCGCACCUGAGCUUACAUCCUGCUUCUGGCAAAUUCGCAAUAUGGAGUACCUCUGCAGCCCGAUAUGGCUCAAAAACAGCCCGAAACCAGACCAUUAAUCAGCUGACAGUGAGAAGGAAUACAAUAUUAAAGAGCACCCGAAUCCGGUGUAAAAGCCGAAUUUUGAAUACCAUCCCUUGCUAUUCCGCCGCUCGGUUGUAAACAGUUGUCAUCAGUCAGGAUAUUUCAUAGCGGUAUUUAUACAAGACCCGGUAAAAAUAUAUAGAUCCUUAGGAUUAAGUAAUCCGAACUGCUAUCGAGGUAACCUACUUGAAUAAAUGAUAUUUCGAAAAUAAACUUGUGUUUCGCUUCGAGAAAGGCAUGCCUACAGUGAAGGGUUGGUAUUUAUGCGCCGUGCGGCACCGCUGGUAGCGUGUUCCGUGUAAUAUACGAGUGGUAAUGCGACUUUCCUCUCGUUGGUGAAUACUAAGGGCACGUAAUUUGUCACGCGCCUAAUAUUGGGCUUUUGCGUCAUCAUCAUGGUUCUCUGUUAGAGGUCUACUCGCUUCCACUUAAUGAAACUUCAGUGUUCAACUAAUUUAAUUGUAAAUAAAGGGUGGUUUGUAACGAUGGGGUUUAUAUCGAAAUCGUGAAUAAUAAGCUUUCGGGAUGGAAAUGUAAGUCUUGAAUAGAGAGGAUGACAGGCAUCUCUUUACGCACAGAGAGUUACGUUGACAUAAUAGAUGGCAAAUGUUAAGGCAAUCCGAUGUAAGUGAUUAAUUUGAUGUAACACACUUUCAUACCGGUCGGCGGGUGUUGGCCGGCGCGGGCGCAGUGUCCGCACGACCGUCGACUCCUGCGCAGCACGCGCUCGACCCCCGCCGCUCACCGCUGAGCUAUCACCGCGAUUUACGCCGCAACGAUCAUAUUCUGAAAUAACAUUUAUCAUAAGUACAGAGACAGUGAAUAUUUAAGUGAAAGCAUAAUAAAAGAAAUAAAUAAAAAAGGAUUCUUGUACUCAAGAAAUAAGGUAUUCCAGAAUGGGGAAUGUGUAAUUUGAAUUUUAUUUUUUAAUGACAGUGUUGCCAGUGCGAAAAAAAAUGUGCGCUAAAGUUUUUGAAGUGAGGACAAUGUUUGUAGCUACACUAUUAGUGUUUGUGAAUGUUGUGGGUGGCAGUGUGAACUCUGCGAAUGUGACCGUGUCGGGGACUGGCUCCCGCAUGGCCUGGAUGAAGUCUUUGCUGGACCACCAUAACUGGAUGGACUUUAUUAGCAAUGGCAGCCUAGCUUUGCCUCCGAAGUGCGAAAACGACCUGAGAGCCUACUUAAAUGGCUUGAAUGAAGGACAGUUGUGGGCUUCGAAAAUUUUUGAUGCAUCCGGCCAGUACACACCCAACGUGUUAUUCGGCAACGAGUAUUGGCUGGGGUCCCUGAACGCGUGCAAAGAUCUGCAGCUCAAGGAGUACUACACCAACACACCGCCCUUCGAAACGACCUUCUAUGUAGCCAAGAUCAACCUCACCGUCGACAAUGAACAUCUGCCACAAAGUAGAUUGAUGCUGGUCGGUGAAUGCGUGCCGGCCACUUGCGAUGCCAACGCAAUCACUACACUGCUUGGAGCUGCCGAGAAAUACGCUGCAGCUCAAGCAUCGAACGUUGGACUGUUUGCCUCUUUCUCCACCGUCAACGUGCGACCUGUGCCUGGCAGUUACGACCUCUUUGCGGACCCUAAGCUGCAGAUACUUGGGUCCGUGGUUAUUGUGGUGGCAAUCCUGAUGUUCUUCGCGUCUUUGUACGAGGGCUACCUGGAGCGCAAGUACCGGCUGGCGCAGGAGGCAGACCUCGAAGCACACGACGACAACAACCAUAAGUUACCUGCUAACAAUGUGGCACAGGCUGAUGGGAAGCCGGCGAACACAGACAAUGGGGAAAGAGACCUUCGGCGGGAAACUUGCGGUGUAUGGUCGGAGGUACUGUUAUCGUUCUCCAUCCUGUCGAACGGUCGUAAGAUCCUGAGCACGGACCCUCCCAACGACGGAGCCCUGACUUGUCUCCACGGAAUGAGGUUUAUGUCAGUAAUCUGGGUGAUAAUGGUGCACACAUACCUGACCAUCUUCUACGUGGCGGACAAUAAGACGAUGCGCGUCAUCACCGAGCGGAACUUCUGGUACCAGUCCGUCGGCAACGCGUCCUACUGCGUCGAUACCUUCUUUGUUAUCAGUGGUAUACUCGUCACAAUUCUGUUUUUGAGGACCGAAGACAAAAAAGCCAAGAAACUGGAACAGCAAGACAAACAGGAUAUCAACAAGAACCUUAACGGCUUCAGUAACUCAGCGCUUUCUAUCUCCGUGAUAAGCCAGCAAUCGUUCAAGGAAGAUUUACUAGAUAAGCCUAAAACUAGCUUUUACUCUGCUAAGGAGCUGCUAGCGAUGGUCAAGUCUUUCUUUUUAUUAGUUUCUUACCGUUUAGUGAGAUUAACGCCGGCGUACGGGUUCGUCAUAGGGUUGAAUGAAAUAGCGUUACGGUAUACUCACGAUCGCUCGGUGUUCGAGCCGGCGAUCUUCGACCACAUCACCUGCGAUAAGUACUGGUGGCGCAACCUCCUCUACAUCAACAACUUGUUCCCUCAGCGUGAGAUGUGCAUGGUCUGGUCCUGGUACAUGGCCAACGACACGCAGUUCUACGUCGUAGGGAUCAUACUCCUACUUAUAUCUGUCAAGCACCCGAAAUGUGCGAUGAUAUCGCUCGGGUUGCUAAUGGUGAGCUCGUGGACGACCACCAUCUACAUAUCAGUGUGGCAUCAAUACAAGGCGAGGAUACAGGAGCCCUUCGAAAUGUUUGAUCCGCUGUACGAUAAGCCGUGGUCGAGGAUCGGACCCUAUUUAGUCGGUAUGAUAGUAGGUUGGUACUUGCACAAGACAAAGUGCCAAUUAAGGAUGCCUUACUGGGUGGUCGGUCUCGGUUGGCCCGUCGCGCUUGGUAUCAUCGGCAGCCUGAUCUUCAGUAUGGUCGACGGCUACUUCGAGGUGUGGCCAACUGCCUUCUACAUUAGCAUUGGACAUACAGCAUGGGGGGUGGCAGUAGCCUGGGUGGCGAUCUCCUGCUGCAGCGGUCACGGCGGGCUCGUGAACUCGGCGCUGUCGUACCGCGGGCUGCUGCCGCUGUCGCGCCUCACCUACUGCGCCUACCUCGUGCACCCCACCAUCAUGAUGUACACCUCCUUCCUGCUCGACGGACCCUACCACAUGCAGAACUCCACUGUCCUCGCGAUAUACGCCGGGUAUGCAGUGAUGGCAUUUUUGGCAUCGCUCGCCAUUUCGCUAGCGUUUGAAGCGCCAGCUGUGAGGCUGCUCAAAAUCAUCAGCUGAUCUACAAGAAGAAAGAAGAGCCUCAUAAUCAUGACACGAUAUUAAAAUAAUAAAAAAUUGUUGAUCGUUUUAUAAACUAUCAUCUUUCGCGCACUCAUUGAUAUUCAACCAUCAUUGUAAAUAAAACUAUAGUUUUAUAUCUACAAAAAUGAUUCUUUAAGUUAACAGUUAUUGAACAACUUUACUCAAUGCAGUGCGCUCGAUCGAGCUUUAUGUAGGAUAUCGUUCUGAAAUCCAAAACGUCAUGAACUAGAUAGUUACCAAUAAAGACUUUUAGAGUUACCAGUACGAGUUCAUAUCACUUUAUCUGGCGGUUUUAUUGCAGUCGAGCGAAUGGUUUAAGCUAUGGCUCGCAGUCUGCGUCGCCCGCCGCCUGUAACACCGAAUCAAACGAGUAAUAUCUUUCUGCUUUAUCGGGAACGGCACAUUGUCGCAUGUGCGACUCAUCACGGGCUCGUUGACCUACUUGCUAACUUACACUUACUUCUCAAAGUACCUACUUACUUUUUGACAGCUGAUUUGUGCUGCCAAAGUGGUUUCCACCUGCAAUGCAGUAUGAAAAGAUAGCUCAUUCACGUUUCAUGUUUCUUGAUACACAUUUUCGGCAUUUUGUUAAAUAAACUACAGAUCGUUUCCCCAAAAAGGUAUUUAGACGGAUAAUAAAAUGGUACAGCGACAUUAUUAAGCCCUGAGCUCACUCAGACACGAAUCAAUAGCGAUUACUCCGAAUGUAGAAUACUUCAUGUCGCUUCAGAAUAUGAUAAUUUAUUAUGAUUACACCCAUAAGCUGCGCCUACAUGCAAUGAAUCAAUCAUUCUGACUCACGGCGUUAUCUCACAUACAUAAAUCCUAUAAUAUCAAGUUCUUGCUAGGCUUCAACCGCGGUUACGAUUCAGAUAUUGUUUUUGUUACGCUAGCAGAAUACACGUGUUCAUUAGUAGAGGAUCGCACGAGCUACGAGCAUUGCUACUGACCCCUGCUUUAUUUAAGUGUUUGUCUACCUGAGCCAUUUAUCUGAGCUACAGUUGCUAGCCUUAAUAUAAAAUGCUCAAUUCCGUUAGUAACGUGACUUUUUCAUAAU